Molecule: messenger RNA, 335 nt
Organism: Pistacia vera
Lineage: Eukaryota; Viridiplantae; Streptophyta; Magnoliopsida; Sapindales; Anacardiaceae
Product: cysteine-rich PDZ-binding protein-like
Exons: 4
Coding region: 10-300 (96 amino acids)
Biological process (GO): cytoplasmic microtubule organization
Molecular function (GO): microtubule binding
Source: RefSeq, a predicted model, not a curated record
AAAGCAGCGAUGGUGUGCGAAAAGUGUGAAAGGAAGCUAGCGAAAGUAAUAGUUCCAGAUAAGUGGAAGGAAGGAGCCAGCAACACCAACGAAGCCGGUGGACGUAAAAUCAACGAGAACAAACUCCUCUCUAAGAAAAAACGAUGGACACCUUAUGGAAAUACCAAGUGCAUCAUUUGCAAGCAGCAAGUGCACCAGGAUGCCAAGUACUGUCAUACAUGUGCUUACAGCAAAGGAGUAUGUGCCAUGUGCGGUAAACAAGUUCUUGACACCAAGUUUUACAAACAAAGCAAUGUAUAGCAUAUAACCGAUGCUUUGCUCGUGCUAACUGCUAG